This is a messenger RNA of Nothobranchius furzeri (turquoise killifish), 1378 nucleotides long. RefSeq names its product WD repeat domain 4 (gene wdr4). NCBI's taxonomy places the organism in Eukaryota, Metazoa, Chordata, Actinopteri, Cyprinodontiformes, Nothobranchiidae. Gene Ontology annotation, biological process: RNA (guanine-N7)-methylation; tRNA modification. Gene Ontology annotation, cellular component: nucleus; cytosol; tRNA methyltransferase complex. Gene Ontology annotation, molecular function: protein binding. The record is from RefSeq and is a predicted model, not a curated record.
CAUAAUAGCGUCCGACGUCAUAAACGCGCGACCAAACAAGCUUUUACUCUCUCCGCGUGGACUCCUCCUGUCGCGAUAAUGACUUCUGUGAGGUUUUGUCGAGACUGGUUUCUUUUAAGCUGCAACAAGAAGCUCGUAGCGGUUCACACUAAAGAGAGCAGGGAACCAUUUGUGUUUGAUUGUAGCGAUGCUGAGAAACCCCCCAAAAAUCUGAAGGAUGACGGAAACAGUAACAACGGCUCCACAGAGGAAACAGGAAGUGAUGAAGUCCUCGCCAUUGCAGUGUCUUCAUCAGGAAAACUGGUGGCGUUAACUGAUGACACCAAAAGACUGGUUCUGUUUGAGUGUGAGCCCUCAUGGCGCUGCAUCAGUACCAGGUGGGUGGUCAGGAGGUGCGUGUCUCUGGUGUUCAGUCAGGCUGAAGACGAGCUGCUGGUGGCUGAUAAAUCAGGAGACGUGUACUCGUUCUCAGUGGUGGAGCCACAGGCAGAGGGCGAGCUGAAGAUGGGACACCUCUCCAUGUUGCUCUCUAUGGUCGUUUCACCAGAUGACAAGUUUAUCAUCACAGCUGAUCGAGAUGAGAAGAUCAGAGUCAGCCAUCGCAGGUCUCCGUACAACAUCCAGUCCUUCUGCCUGGGACAUCGCCAGUUUGUCAGUACCCUGCACAUCCCACCCAGCCACCCUCACUGGCUGCUGUCUGGAUCAGGGGACGGGACGAUGAAACUGUGGGAGUUUGAGUCGGGCCGUCUGCUGCAGAGCUGGGACCUGUCACAGUUGGACGAGAGCCAGAGUUCUGAUCCAGAUAAGAACACUGCUGUAGUGCGGAUCAUCAGCUCCUCUGAUGGAUGUCAUGUAGCUGUACUCUGUGAAGGAGAGUCCACAGUUCAUUUUUUUCAUCUGGACCAAGACAAUGAACAGAGGUUGGUUCCUCACAGUAGGCUCCAUCUGGCCCACUGUCCCCUGGAUGCGACCUUUGACCCGGAGGGACAGCUGUGGGUGCUGUUGGACUCAAGUGAUGCGCUGCUGAAAAUUCACACGCUCCGACAGAACUCCUGGCAGUGUCGGACUGACAGCAUCGAACUCAGCAGAGUGAGUGAAGCCCUCCGGCCGCACUGGAACACAGCCCAGGAGUCCACCAGAACCAGCCGCCGCUUUGAGCACCUGUAUAAGAUGGGCUAUGACAACGUCUCUGUGUACCUGCAGAAGAAGCAGCAGAGGCUGGAGGAGCAGCAGCAGAAGAGAGUUAAAGCUCAGACAUCGAACCGCAACAAGAGGCUGAAGAAGGACGCGUCUGCUUAAGGAACACCGGUUCUUCGCUCGAGAUUUUAUUUUCAACCUUUUUUCUUGUAUUAAAGAAGUAAACUUGCUGCUUUCUGCA